This is a messenger RNA of Oikopleura dioica, 468 nucleotides long. The record is from the annotation of a GenBank genome assembly. Lineage: Eukaryota; Metazoa; Chordata; Appendicularia; Copelata; Oikopleuridae.
AUGAGGAGCGUUCUUCUUCUUCUUUUCGCGAUCGCGGCAUCCGUGAUUAUUCCAAAGGACGAAGCUCUUGCGUUUCUUUGGAAAAGAAAUCGGAGAGCUUCAGGGGCUUGGUCGCUGGAAGAGCUCUGGGGAGGCAAUUUGGAGCGAGAAUGCAUCGAAGAAACUUGCAAUUUUGACGAGUUCGUGGAGAUCUUCAGUGAUGAAGGACACACAGUUCUUUCCAGAGAAUGUCAGGAUAUAUUGAACGGAAAUCGUUACGAUACAGUUCCGUCUGACUGUCUUAGUGGACUCAUUGGCCGCUCAAUGAAAUCUGGUGGCUCUGACUCUGGCCCAGAUCUUGAAGAAUUCUAUCAGCGAUUUCAGACGGGCGUAGUAAACAUGUACCAAGAAGCAAAAGAAGGCGUUCAAUCCGUCGACUGGAAAGGCAUCUACGAAUCUGUCGCUAAAAUUUUUGAUCCUGAUCAAUAA